CGUCCAGGGUGGGAGCUGUGCGCCGGGCUGGGCCGGGCCGGGCCGGGCCGUGCUGUGCUGUGCCGGGCGGCGGGGGAGCGCCGCGUCCCGCAGCCGCCGGGCCUCUCCGAGCUGGGCUCCGGUAACCGGCACCGCCCCGGGACCCCGGACCGGCACCGAGCGCAGGUACCUCCCUGCCAUCUUGGCCACCCUGACCAGGUGCCGCGGGCCCCCCCGCCCGUCCCCAUGGAGUGAGAGCGCUCAGGGGUCUCUGCACUGGCACAGCCCCCUGCAGGAGGGAAGCUGGAAGGCGCCGCCAGUAUGAGUGACUUCUGGCACAAGCUGGGCUGCUGCGUUGUGGAGAAGCCACAGCCGAAGAAGAGGAGGAGACGGAUUGACCGCUCCAUGAUCGGCGAGCCCAUGAACUUCGUGCACCUGACGCACAUUGGCUCCGGAGACAUGGCCGCGGGCGAAGGCCUGCCCAUGACAGGCGCUGUCCAAGAGAUGAGGUCCAAGGGCGGACGGGAGCGACAGUGGACCAGCUCCCGGGUGUUGUAGCAUAUUCCUGGCUAUUUAAGCCCAGACUUGAACUGCCUGAUCCCCACACCGGAGGAAAAGCCAACCUCGGGCGCUUUAUUCCCACAGUAACUUAUGCAGACCAAGCCUUGUGCCUGUCCUGGUGGCUCUGGGUUGUCCCCCACAAAUCCCUCCUUCCCCGAGGCACUGGGCUGAUGAUGGUGACACGGGGAGGGAGCGAGGCCACCCCGCACCCAGCUGGGAUUGCAGCCCAAAGGACGCCACCACCCACCUGCAGCGUACUGGGAGCUGCCAGGCGCAGUCAAGAUGUGCCAAAUCCUACCGCCUUCCCUUUUUUCCACAACCUGAACAGCACUGGUGUCUCCCAUGGGCCCCUCUUGGCACUGGCCUCAGUUCCUCAGUUUUCCUGGGGAAUGGCGGCAAGGCCGGUUCUGCUUUAGGGGCAGAUCCAGAACGGCGUUAAGACCCCAGCAUUUCGGCGUCUCACAGGCAGUGGUUCAGCUCUGACACCGCCACAGAGCCUGUGUUUCCUCCAGCCUUCUGCUGGCAUUGCCACCGCCAGCAAACCUCUGCCUUCCUUCUUUUUUAGGAUAUUUUUUAAGCUUGAAAACCACCUAGGCAGCCUCUGCCAUCACUACCGGGCUUUAACCGGCAUUGUCUGAGGCAGGACGGGGCCUGACCCAGCUGCUCCCCCUGGAAAGAGGGACUGGCUCGGGCUCCUGAAUCUAGGCGCACGUGUACAUAGUUCAAAUAGCGCCAGGAUUAAAUAUUAAAGAGCACGUGCUGGGAGCUGCGGCUGGGCGUCAGAGGGUUUCCCCUUCACCAUGCUUCAGGUGACACAGGGAUGCUCCUGUGCGGGGCCGGGCUCUUCCAGCCCUGCAGCGUGCCCAGUGCUUGCAAGCGAGCGCAGAUGCUUGAUUCAGUUUUUAACCCCACAGAAAACUCACCGGGAAAAACACACCUUUGAAAUAAAACCUUGUGCUGGCCCAA
This is a messenger RNA of Cygnus olor (mute swan), 1506 nucleotides long. RefSeq names its product CDC42 small effector 1 (gene CDC42SE1). Bases 301 to 537 code for a protein of 78 amino acids. The transcript has 5 exons. Gene Ontology annotation, biological process: regulation of Rho protein signal transduction. Lineage: Eukaryota; Metazoa; Chordata; Aves; Anseriformes; Anatidae. Gene Ontology annotation, cellular component: plasma membrane. Gene Ontology annotation, molecular function: small GTPase binding. The record is from RefSeq and is a predicted model, not a curated record.